Messenger RNA from Hirundo rustica (Barn swallow), 6658 nucleotides. RefSeq names its product BCL2 like 13 (gene BCL2L13). NCBI's taxonomy places the organism in Eukaryota, Metazoa, Chordata, Aves, Passeriformes, Hirundinidae. Gene Ontology annotation, biological process: apoptotic process; regulation of apoptotic process. Bases 124 to 1524 code for a protein of 466 amino acids. The transcript has 7 exons. The record is from RefSeq and is a predicted model, not a curated record. Gene Ontology annotation, cellular component: mitochondrion.
CCCACACACCGCCCCCGGUAGGAGCGACCCGGGAGCUGCGGCCGCUCCUCCGCCUCCACCGCCUGCAGUCCCUCCCCGCGGCGCCCGCAGCCUUCCCGGGCUCCCCCGAGCGCAGCCAACCCGAUGGCGUCCGCUACUGCCGUGCCUGUAGGAUUUCACUAUGAAACCAAAUACGUAGUGCUCAGCUACCUGGGCCUUUUAGCACACCAGAAGCCACAGGAGCAUCCUCCUCCUCCUCCAACUCAAGGGACUCAACAACAGCUUAUGGCACAACAUGCUCUGGAGAAAGAAGCUUUGGAGAAGAUUAAAAUAGAAAUCGAGGAGGAGCUAAAACGUCUUGAUGAAGAAAUCUUGGAAGCAUUUACCACCACAGGGUUUGACUGCCACACUUCCCCAGUGUUCAGCCCUGCCAAUCCAGAGAGCUCAAUAGAAGACUGCCUGGCUCAUCUGGGGGAGAAAGUGUCCCAGGAGCUGAAGGAACAUCUGCACAAAGCACUGCAGAGCUUGCUUAGCAAGCCGGUGACGUAUCAGGAGUAUCGGGAGCGCACGCAGGAGGCAGCUGCUCAUGCCAGUGGAUGGAACAAGGUCUUGGUGCCCCUGGUUCUGUUACAACAAUUUCUGAUGGAGCUGACCAGACGGGGCCAGGAACCACUGAGUGCCCUUGUGAACUUCGGGGUGACAUAUCUAGAAGAUUAUUCUGCAGAUUAUAUCAUUCAACAAGGAGGAUGGGGAACGGUCUUCACUUUGGAAUCGGAAGAGGAGGAGUAUCCGGGGCUCAUUGCGGAGGACAGCAAUGACAUCUACAUCCUGACCAGCGACAACUCGGGGCAGGUGAGCCCCCCGGAGUCGCCCACGGUGACCACGUCGUGGCAGUCCGAGAGCCUGCCCGUGUCGCUGUCGGCCAGCCAGAGCUGGCACACCGAGAGCCUGCCCGUGUCCCUGGGACCAGAGUCCUGGCAGCAGGUGGCCAUGGAUCCCGAAGAGGUCAAAAGCCUGGACAGCAACGGAGGGGCUGAAGAGAGGAGCGAGAACAACUCCUCCAACUCCGACAUCGUUCACGUGGAGAAGGAAGAGAUCCCAGAGGGGAUCGAGGAAGCCGGCGCUGCGGAGACGGCGCAGGCAGCGUUCCCAGAAACCUCUGCUUCUUCACAGGAGAUAAAACCUCCCGAAAUUGCCGCUGCUGAGAAAGCGCAUCCCUCGCUUCUGCGUACGAAACAGGAGGAAAAGGGAAAAGCGGCCCAAGAGCUCGUUCAGCCUGAAAUCCCCGUCUUAAGUAAACCUGUCCCAAAGUCGGCCCCAUCAGAAGAAAAGGCUGCGCCAGAACCGGAGAAAAUACUGCUUCCAGGGGAAAAAAAAGCGGGGAAGGAGGGCCACUUGGAAGAAAGAGAGGAGAAGCCCUCAGCUGCAGAGGAGAAGCCUAUCCUCUUGCCGGAAGGGAAAUCUAUACUGCUGUACGGCGGGGCUGCCGCCGUCGCUAUCCUGGCUGUGGCGGUCGGAGUAGCGCUGGCGCUGAGGAAAAAGUAACGGAGCUCUCGUGACGGGGAGGGGGGAGAGGAGAGAGCGCAUCCGGUUCUUGUAGUUGUGUUACCUAAAGGUUGAGCUGCCUGCUGUUCAAUUGGACAUUCGAGUAACUCGGUGGUGAUGAGGUGAGGUUGUUCAAGAAGCCUCCAGCUACGGACAAUCAUGUUUUUAGUAGAAACGGGGCGGGGACUGCUUUUUUCGUGAUUAAAGUCCGGGGGGUAUUUUUAAAAAAAAAAAGGAAAAAAAAAAAAAAAAAAAGCUGCAAAUUUAAGAACUUAAAGUGCAGGUGCUGAAGAAAGGGGUGCUCAUACUCUAGGAACUGGAACAGAGAAUCCCCAGGGGAAGGGGAGAGCCAGCUGCUGCCAACCCCUGGAGAUUUUGGCUUCUCAGAUCGACCGCUAUUGCAGCUGUGCUGUCGCGUCACUUCCCGUUGCGCCCCCGAGCCCCUCCUAACAAACAUUAGCCAACCUGAGUCCUGUAGCGAGAGGCUGGUGUCCCUUUGUCUCAGCUUCCUCUCAGGUACAGCACUGCUCCUCAUAACCUUCCAGGUUCCUCCCAAGCCCCAGUGGGACAGUGCUUUUUCUUACCUCUUGGCUCACACUGGUUUUGGCCCCUGACGUUUACUGGAGCCCCAUCCUGUGAAGAUGCUGCCUCUCUAUAGCUGUAUUAUCUCUGAGCAUCCUGGUGUUCCUGGGGCAGAGCUGCUGCCCAGGAGGGUGGGAGGGACACUGCUGUUUGCUGGUUUGAGAAUCCAUUUGCUCCGCUCCUGCCCAGCCCACUGUCCUGCAGACCCUUGAGUUACCAGAGGUACGAAACUGAUGCUGGACUCGGUGCCCUUGGGAUCAGUGCUCUGAGAUCUGGGGUGCAUUCAGCAAAAAUACAGCAGAGCCUUGUGCAGGCAAGGCCAGUGCCUCAAGUGCAAUUCACGAAACGCUCUGCUGUCUGUGUCACGCUGCAGUCUGCAUUCUCUUUCCCAAGUUAAGCACAGAGUGUAUUUAGUCCUAACUCGCUCUUGCCUGUGACAGAAUCCCAGAUACAUAAAGCAAUGGAUUCUAGUAACUGAGCAAAAGAGCAUGAAACAUCUCCAGCUGCUUGUUCCUCACCUGGCCCCGAGUGCUGUUCAGCUCGAGUUCUUUAGCAGCUGUGAAUCUGCAGUUAGCUAAACUUACAGGUUCACAAACGAUGAGCAAUUUACUUUGGCAAAAAAAGGAAAUCCCCCUUCCUGCAGUCACGACACUUUAGAGGUGUGUGUGCAGAGAAGCCUUUCAGGUGUUGCCCUGCUCCUUAGUGGGAUCCAGCUGCAGUUCCUCUUUCAGCACACGGUGUGUGUCUGUCCUUGUCUGUGGGCUGCCCCUUGGGCUUCCCGGGCAGAACUGUGGCUGCAUCUCUGAGGGUUGGUGCUGGCACUGUGGCUUAGAGCAGAUGGAGGAGGGCAAAAGGGAACUCGUGAUAAUGUAAAAAAUGAAACAGCAGCUUACGGGAGUCUUCGCAAAGCACAAAGACAAGGUACUUCUCUUCCUAAAUAACCAGAGUACAUCUCCUGAUGAGCCUGUUUCUUAAGGGAUCUCAGAAUGAAGGGAUCUUAGCAUAUUCUCUAUUUUAGAAUAUUCUUGCUGCAUUUUCCUAUCCCAGAAUGCUGGAAAGUUAGUCAGAAUGUGUCAGAUUCUGAGGAAUUAUUUUUGUGUAAGCUUUUGUGAAAUGGAUUUUCUAGAAAACUUACUGGAUUUUGAACUGUGUGUGUGUGUGUGGAGUUGAAUAUUGAGAGGAAGGGUUGUGUAUAUACUGCCGCUGUGGACUGAACUUGGGAGUUCUGGAGUUCUGAACAGUACUAUUGAUCAUUGAUUGCUCUUCUUCCAUGUACAAAAACAUAGCAGGUUGGCCUUAUCAGAAAAAAAAAAAAAUCCCAAAUCUUUUAUCACAUUGCAAAGUGGAAUUGACUUUUUUUCUGCCACUUUCUGGUGCCCUGCUGGUACUCACUGCUGCGCUGUGUCCCCAGGAGGGUCACUGGGAGCUCCUCCUGCCCCGCACUCUGGUGUCUGUCUGCCUUCAGCUCCCUGUCCCGGCCCCUUGCAGGAGCUUCCCCCAGGUGGAGCAGAGGUCUCUUCACGCUCCAUCUCUCACAGACACGCAGGAACACUUGGGUUUGGUUUCAGCUCUGUGUUUGUCAGGAGCUGGUACAAAGGCAGCGUUGUUGCUGGGUCAGUCGGGGCGGGGCUGCCCCUCUGCUGCUUUGCUGAUGGCUUUGGGUUCUUCUCCGUGGGAGAGAACUGCUCUUAGCCUACAUCCCCUCUUACUGAAGACAACAAACCUGCUUCUGGUGCAUCCCCAGCUCCAGCCACACAGCAGGUUCCUCUGAAGCAGAGAUGGAUUCUGGGCACGCUCUGGAUAACUUGUGUGCCAGCAGAGGAAGGAUGGAGGCAGGGCUGGUGUGACUUCAUCUUCUCUGUGGAUGAGGUUGUCUCAGUAGUGGCGUGGAGAUGGGUAGAGAAGACAGACAAGAAUAAAUCCAGGCUGGUGAGGGAAGAAGUUCCAAACUUACUGCCACAAGGAGCCCAAAAAUAAAAAGCUUCCACACCGAGCAGUGAGAAGGUGGCAGCAGUAGUAAGGAAAAUAAAUGACUUGGGCAUUUUCGUGGUCAGGCAGAAGCCUUGAUUUUCUGGUGUUACUGCGUCUCAUGGAGCAUCAGUUGCACCCUAUGUUUUGGUUGCUUGGCCUUUUCUUCAUGUUCUUCUCCUUCUGGGGUCUUUCAGAUUUGGCAAGUCAGCGAGAAUUUGAACUGACCACACAUUCAGAAAAUUUACUGGAUCUCUUUCCUCUGGGAACACUGCACCAGUUGAAAAGGUCAGCUGUGGGGUUGAGUUCUGCAGUUUGGAGUCCUGUGGUCAGAGCUGGGAUCACCAGAGUGGUAAGCUCAGAUGGCAGCAUUCCUACAGACCUGAGCGAGAGGCUGCUCUGUUACGAGGUGUGAAUUAGAAAAUGGAAGGUUUCUCCCCACCAUCGUCAAGUAUAUUACAGUAAUCUUAAAGUGCAGGGUCCAAUUACGCUGAAAGGUGUGAUGCAGCCUCUCUUUGGUGGAUCCCUCACAGCUGGCAGAGGAAGGCAGGAGCUGUAACACUUGCUAAAGGGCAUGUAGAAUUACUUACACUUGUGCUCUCAUCCCCUUCCCAGAAGUGCCUCAAUACCUGUGCUCGAGUGGCCUGUACUUUAACAAAAUAUCUACCUUAGACCCAUUCUGUCUUCACUUUAUCCUUAGCAUACCCUAAACAGCAGAGGACUGGAUGUGUGAAAAAAGUGGGAAAUCCUUAAGGAACUGCAGUGGGCAGCACACUCAGUAAGGAGCUGUUAGGGGAAGGGCUUUCAAGAAAGGUAAGGUGCAACUUAAAUUCAGCCAUGCUUAAUUCUAAGCUGUGCUUAGCUGGGCAUUGUGUUGGGAGCUGGGCAAGGACUUUAUUCAGCUGGCACUGCAGGAACAAGAGGCUGAGAGCAGACACAAUUCCUCUGUUGGCCAAAAGCCCAAAGUGCAGGUGCAGAGCCCUGUCGCAGCUCUUGUGUGCUGGGUGCAGCCUGGUGGGCUCCUGAGUCCCUGGAGCUUCAGGAGAUCCAGGCUGGGGGGAAGUUGGUACUACAGGAAUCAGCCUGGAGAGGAGGCGGCUCAGGGGAGACCUCGUCACUCUGCAAGUCCCUGCCAGGAGGGAGCAGCCGGGUGGGGAUCGGGCUCUGCUGCCAGGGAACAGCGACAGGACAAGAGGACACAGCCUGAGGCUGUGCCAGGGGAGGUUUAGUUUGGACAUUAGGAAGAAGUUCUUCACAGAAAGGUGAGUGGACAUUGGAAUGGGCUGCCCAGGGAGCUGGUGGAGUCACCAUCCCUGGAGAGGAUUGGAAAGGCUGCAUGUGACACUCGGUGCCACAGUCUGGUGGGCAAGGUGGUGUUUGGUCACAGGCUGGACUCGAUCUCAAAGGUCUUUUCCAAACCUAGAUGAUUCUGUGAAACACUGGAGGGGUGAGGCACAAUAUCUGCUCUAGCUAUUGAGGGCAAGAAGCUGUGCAUGACUUUAAUUUGGCUUGGACUGCUUAAUUUCAGUACGAGGGAGGUUGCAAGAACAAGCAUUACUUUGACUUCAUGUAUGUACCUGUGCUUAGCUCGGUAUUGCCAUAACAAAAAAAAGGGGGGGAGAGGAGAGGGUGUUUAUAACAUUUAGCCAGCACUACGUGACUCGGGUAGAGCUCUCAGGCCCGGAGGGAGCAGCAGGGCCAGGUUUAGGCAACAGGACUCAGUGUGUGUGUGAUACAGGGAAGGGACCUGACCAGGACUUGGCUGGGGAGCGACACCAGCUCGGAAGGGGCAGUAGCACCGAGUCCAGGGGAACCACAACACAUCACUCAGCUCCACCUCCUUAAUUAAAUAACUCCAUCGCUUUUUUCCUACUUGGAGCUGACUCUCAGUCUCCUGGGGAGGCUGACUCGCUUCCUCCAGGCUAGAGGUCUGGGGUCAUGUGUAGAGUGGGGGAGCUCCUGUUGGCUUCCAGUGGAAGCUGCCUUUGAUCUCCCUGCAGUAUCUGCAGGGCAGGCAAGGGACGCUGUGGAUGUGGACACAAGCAGAGGAUGCAUCUGACUGCUGUACCUUCAGGGGCUUUGUCCUCCAUUUUAACUUGCAGGAUAAGCUUUUAUUUAAGUACAAACCUAAAAACCCUCAGACCAAAAGAAUGCCACUUGAUUUGUUAAGUAGCAAAGACUAAUGGGACUGACUCUGAAGCUGCAGGUCAGGGGAUCUCUUCUGCUGGCUCUAAACAAAUAAGGACAGACUUGCAGGGAUUUUGGAUUCUGUUCUCAAGAGGCUUCUCUGGGGGAAGAGAGACCCUGCCUGGUCCUCAGGUCGCCCCUUAUCCCAGGAACUCGUCAUCAUACUGUUCCUUCCAAUAUGCAAGUGCAGCCCUCUUGGGAAAAUCUGUCUAAAGCUUCUUGUGCCAUUUGGUUUAAUAAAAGGGUUUCCACCUUGACAAGAAAGUUCUUUCCAGCUUCAUUGUUCAAUAUUCACUUCAAGUGAAGGGGUAUGUACAUUUUUUCCCUCUGCUAACGGGACACUGCUGUAAGACCAUGCCCCCAGGUUGCACUUUAAUAAAUGGUACAGUUUUCAAAA